Molecule: messenger RNA, 4666 nt
Organism: Coregonus sp. 'balchen'
Lineage: Eukaryota; Metazoa; Chordata; Actinopteri; Salmoniformes; Salmonidae
Source: the annotation of a GenBank genome assembly
AUGAUCUCCACCGUACUCAGUUGGCUGUUUCUGGUGUCCUUCAUCGUGCUGACUAUCGGCGGGAAUGUGCUGGUGUGUUUGGCUGUGGGGCUCAGCCGCCGUCUGCGCCGCAUUGCUAACUGCUUUAUUGUGUCGCUAGCCGUGACGGAUCUGUUGCUGGGCCUGCUGGUGUUGCCCCUCUCUGCCACCCUGGAGUUGCGGAGUGGACACUGGCCCCUGGGAGGCACCCUAUGUAACGUCUAUGUGUCUCUGGAUGUGAUGCUCUGUACGGCCUCCAUCCUGACCCUGCUGGCCAUCAGUGUGGUCCGUUACCUGGCCAUCUCAGCCCCACUCUGCUACCCCCGCAGGGUCACCCCUCCCCGAGUAGCCCUGGCCAUCACCACUAUCUGGGUCACUUCCCUGGCCAUGUCCUUCCUCCCCAUCCACCUGGGCUGGAACACGGCUGACUUCAGGGUGCAGAACCUGGACUGGGGCAUUUGGGAUGAGGUGGAGGAGGGACGCACCUGCCGCUUUGAGUGGCAUAACAACUACGUGCUCCUAGAUGCCUUUGGCACCUUCUACCUCCCGCUACUGGUCAUGUGCGGGAUGUACCACCGCGUCUUUCAGAUAGCACGCAAACAGGUUAGUAAUUUAUUCAUUAUAUUUAUUUGUUGUGCGGUAGUAUCAUUACCAGUGAUAGUAGUGAUAAUAGUAAUUAUGGCUGGAGCAGCAAUAGUAGUACUGGAAUAAUUAGUAGUAGCUAUUAUAGUUACAUCAAUUUAUUAAUGUCAUCCAUUCAGUCGUCCAUCUGCUGACCCUCUUUCUCUUUAACCUGUCUUUAUCCAUCCAUUCAGGUACGGCGUAUCCGAGCUGCCACUCCUUCAUUUGCCCCCACAGCAUCAGCGGCGGCCACAGUGCGGGAGCACAAGGCUACAGUGACUCUAGCAGCAGUUCUGGGGGCCUUCAUUAUCUGCUGGUUCCCCUAUUACACCUUCUUUGCCUGCAUGGGCAUCGGAGCAGAGACUAACCCCCCUACUACUGCCCACUCUGUGGUGCUGUGGCUGGGCUACUUUAACUCCGCUGUCAACCCCAUCCUGUACCCGGCCCUGAACCGGGACUUCCGCAGGGCGUAUGGGGAGCUGAUGUGCUGCAGGGGGCCGUGGUGGAGACGCAUGUCCACAACUAUCCGCGUGUCCUUGCAGAAACGAGUGCCCCUCUCUAGCGAACACAUAGACACUCAUCUGACCAAUGGCCACACAGACACCCUCCCUAAAGACAAUCAGCCGGAGGGAAAGAGCCUCACCCUGCAGAAGACCAACGGCAGCACCAUUGCUGACCAGACCAGGUAAAAUACAAUACAUAGUACAGGACAUUACACAACAGUAACACACUGGAUAGGGACUAGGUAACACAUACAGGACACUUUAUAAAGGUACACGUCAGACAAUACACAGUGUUAUGUUCUUAUGAUGUCACAAACAAGAGAUCCUCCCUGUCUGUCUACCUGGUGUCUCCCUGGUGACAGGUGAGACACAUAACAAAGGUGAGACAAACAGACCAUGCAGGUCAGUCACACUGAUACAUACAGUGGAUACAUACAGUGGGGAGAACAAGUAUUUAAUACACUGUCGAUUUUGCAGGUUUUCCUACUUACAAAGCAUGUAGAGGUCUGUAAUUUUUAUCAUAGGUACACUUCAACUGUGAGAGACGGAAUCCAGAAAAUCACAUUGUAUGAUUUUUAAGUAAUUAAUUUGCAUUUUAUUGCAUGACAUAAGUAUUUGAUACAUCAGAGAAGCAGAACUUAAUAUUUGGUACAGAAACCUUUGUUUGCAAUUACAGAGAUCAUACGUUUCCUGUAGGUCUUGACCAGGUUUGCACACACUGCAGCAGGUAUUUUGGCCCACUCCUCCAUACAGACCUUCUCCAGAUCUUUCAGGUUUCGGGGCUGUCGCUGGGCAAUACGGACAUUCAGCUCCCUCCAAAGAUUUUCUAUUGGAUUCAGGUCUGGAGACUGGCUAGGCCACUCCAGGACCUUGAGAUGCUUCUUACGGAGCCACUCCUUAGUUGCCCUGGCUGUGUGUUUCGGGUCGUUGUCAUGCUGGAAGACCCAGCCACGACCCAUCUUCAAUGCACGACCCAUCCAUCCUCCCCUCAAUAUGAUGCAGUCGUCCUGUCCCCUUUGCAGAAAAGCAUCCCCAAAGAAUGAUGUUUCCACCUCCAUGCUUCACGGUUGGGAUGGUGUUCUUGGGGUUGUACUCAUCCUUCUUCUUCCUCCAAACACGGCGAGUGGAGUUUAGACCAAAAAGCUCUAUUUUUGUCUCAUCAGACCACAUGACCUUCUCCUAUUCCUCCUCUGGAUCAUCCAGAUGGUCAUUGGCAAACUUCAGACAGGCCUGGACAUGCGCUGGCUUGAGCAGGGGGACCUUGCGUGCGCUGCAGGAUUUUAAUCCAUGACGGCGUAGUGUGUUACUAAUGGUUUUCUUCGAGACUGUGGUCCCAGCUCUCUUCAGGUCAUUGACCAGGUCCUGCUGUGUAGUUCUGGGCUGAUCCCUCACCUUCCUCAUGAUCAUUGAUGCCCCACGAGGUGAGAUCUUGCAUGGAGCCCCAGACCGAGGGUGAUUGACCGUCAUCUUGAACUUCUUCCAUUUUCUAAUAAUUGCGCCAACAGUUGUUGCCUUCUCACCAAGCUGCUUGCCUAUUGUCCUGUAGCCCAUCCCAGCCUUGUGCAGGUCUACAAUUUUAUCCCUGAUGUCCUUACACAGCUCUCUGGUCUUGGCCAUUGUGGAGAGGUUGGAGUCUGUUUGAUUGAGUGUGUGGACAGGUGUCUUUUAUACAGGUAACGAGUUCAAACAGGUGCAGUUAAUACAGGUAAUGAGUGGAGAACAGGAGGACUUCUUAAAGAAAAAACAGGUCUGUGAGAGCCGGAAUACUUACUGGUUGGUAGGUGAUCAAAUACUUAUGUCAUGCAAUAAAAUGCAAAUUAAUUACUUAAAAAUCAUACAAUGUGAUUUUCUGGAUUUUUGUUUUAGAUUCCGUCUCUCACAGUUGAAGUGUACCUAUGAUAAAAGUUACAGACCUCUACAUGCUUUGUAAGUAGGAAAACCUGCAAAAUCGGCAGUGUAUCAAAUACUUGCUCUCCCCACUGUAUAUAUAUAUAUAUAUAUAUAUAUAUAAAAAGGAAUACAUAAACAAAUCUCCACUAGACAAAAGUGAAGGAGAGAGACAGUUGUGCAGUAGCUAGUACAGUAUGAUAUAAAAUGGUUGAUACGUUAUCUACCACCUGCUUAUAAAACAAAGGAGAACAAACCUAUACAAAGAAGAUAAAGAGAACAUAGCCAAGUCAAUAUUAACCGUCUAAAUAGCUCAGUGUCCAGGCUGAUCAUUUCCCCAGCUAACUGAUGGAGACAUAGGCAGUUAAAGGUUUCUAGAGGGUGGUGCUCCUCUCUGUUGCAGACCCACUGGUGGUGAAUCAGUGACUUGCCUGGCUGGAUUUACUUGAAUGUGUAUGUGUGUGUUCAUCCCUAAAAGGUACAGAAUGUCCAAUCAGGGUUACAGUAUGUUGGAUGGCUUCCAGAAGGUUGGCGGAGGGGAAACAAGGACAUCUGGAAGUGUCAUCCAGGUAUCCCGGCUCCAUAUGGGAUACCUGUCCACCUUUAGAUAAUGUACCCCUGCAUCAACAGCCAGGCUAAAGAGUUCCACUGGGCAUAGGUUCCCUCACGUCAUUGGUUUCCAAACCUUUUGGUGUCGUGACAUCUUCCUGUGGCCUUCAUGAUUCCUGUGGCCCUCAUGAACUGGUUGGUGUUGUGACAUCUUCCUGUGGCCCUUCCUGUGGCCUGCCACAGCCGACAGCCCUAUCUGUGACCCAGUAGAAAUAACUGACCUACUGUUUGACAACUACCAGACCACAUCAACCCAACAACCCCCACGUUCACAUGUGCUGCCAAGAUACACUCACCUGUGCUGCCAAAAUAUGGCAUGGGACAUUCACACCACUAUGUACUUUGUCUGCAAUGACUUCUAUGAAUGGCAUGUCCCUGCCCUCUAGUGACCAAAUGUGUCAUCACACUCACCCUCACAAGAAGAGGUGACACAAAAUCAAUACCAGUAUCUGUUUGUUCAAAUCAUUGUUAAUGACAUCAUAUGUUUAUCUAUCAUGUAUUAUACAUGUGCAUACUACAAAUUAUAAUUACCUAAUAUGUCCUGGUUAUUGUUGAACUGCCAAGCAAGAAAUACAAUUCAAAUCUGAAAAUAUAAUUUAAAAGUCACUUGCCAAUAUAUUUUCAUUAAGCACUGUCAGGCAUGAUACAGUACAGUACCUGCAUUUACCAGAUAACAUCAUUUAUAAUGUGGAGAAACAACAAACAAUUAUCCACUCUCACAUUCUGAGCCCUUCCAGCUCCCGGCCAAUCAAACCCUGCUUCUGGAAACUCUUUUUUCUCUUGCUCUCAGUGAUGAACCACUUCACAACUGAAGACAGACAGCAAUCAUAUCCUCAAUAUCAUACACAACAGUUUUUGACAUUAUCCCUUUAUGUGAGGAUAUUGUUUCUUCUUGUUAUGUUUUUUUAAUCUGUAGUAGUAGUGACCUACCGUUGGGAUUACUGACGGUCAAGACAGCUGAUGACCUCCAGGGAGAAGUUGUCUUCCUCCAGACCAGAGAUGGCCUCCACCAGCAAGCUGAGCUCUAA